Messenger RNA from Penicillium coprophilum, 192 nucleotides. RefSeq lists its product as uncharacterized. Bases 1 to 192 code for a protein of 63 amino acids. NCBI's taxonomy places the organism in Eukaryota, Fungi, Ascomycota, Eurotiomycetes, Eurotiales, Aspergillaceae. The transcript has a single exon. The record is from RefSeq and is a predicted model, not a curated record.
AUGGCGAAAAGGGAUGAGGCCGAGUCUAGGAAGUUGAUCCGGCUCCAAGAAAAACAAGCUAAGCUUUUGGAACAGCAACGACAGGACCAAUUGGCGAGAGAUUUAGCUGAAACUAAGCAUGAGGCUAGAAUGGCUGCCAGAGAUCAUAUAGGUGUCAAUUGGUAUAUUGAUACUAUUGGUGGUGGUGUGUAA